This is a messenger RNA of Linum trigynum, 1221 nucleotides long. NCBI's taxonomy places the organism in Eukaryota, Viridiplantae, Streptophyta, Magnoliopsida, Malpighiales, Linaceae. The record is from the annotation of a GenBank genome assembly.
CUAUCUCUCCAUACAUCAGUUGUGGACAAAACUAGGGGUGAUAGUAGGAGCGGUUUCAGUGUAACCGAACCAUUGGGUCGGUUAGCCAACCGCGAAAAUCAUUCAAAAUUGGCAACCGCAACUGCCAGCGGCUGCCUUAUCGGUUAAAUCUGGACUAAAAUAAACAAUAUACUAAUUUUCUGGGUGUGGAUUUCUCUUCACCAAGAAAGGAGAAGAUGAAGAGGACUCCGCAACUAGAUCUCAUCUUUAGGAAUUAGGAGAGAGAUAGAGGAACACGAUGAAGAGGAAGAAGGGAAUCGAGCGAAGGAAGAAGGUGAGGCGGCGAUUAGUUUUCCUUUCUAUGGUUUCAUUUUAUAGGAUUUUUGGGAUGGGAGAAUCGGGAAACAGAUCAGAGGAAGGAAAAGAUCUCUAGUAUAAAUCAUCCCUAGUAUAAAUCCUCUUCAAACCUUCCACCAUACCAGAGUUUCCGUUGGUAAAUCUGAUCCAAGUGCAUUUGUCACUCCGACUAGAGUAAGCAUAAGAUCUCUGAUGUGAUGUAGUAACAAUGGAGCCUGGAUGUCAACAAGUCCUCCCUUGUGAAAUGGGACGUGUGCAAAGCGUCAAAAGAUAAUGGUGGCCUUGGAAUUUUUGACCUUAAGUGCUUCAAUAAGGCUCUCCUUUCUAAAUGGCUUUGCGAUUCAUCACAAACACUGGCAGUUGGUGGCAAUCCCUCAUAUCAUGCAAAUACAAGCAUAAAUAUUCUUCCUGGACCACCUCCAUAAUCAAGAAUGGUUGCGGCGAUGCUCCUUGGGUUGGAAUUUCCAAAGAAUAUAGCUCAUUCUGCAAAUUCCCUCACCUUGAUCGAGGAAAUGGCAACAAUACUUCCUUCUGGUUUGAUUAUUGGGCCCCAUCAAUUGUUCUCGCUAACUCCUUCCCAUGAGUCAUUGUCACCGCCACUAUCCCUGAAGCUCGUGUCUUUGAUGUUUCCAACACCUCUGCAUCGUCCCCCCAAAGGUAGAAGGAGGAAACGUGGAUCAUCUCUUCGUUGAAUGCGACUGCUCCAAGAGCAUUUGGAAUUCCAUCAAGAGGAGAUGCAACCAUAUCACACAACCAAGUAGGAACAUCACUGAUACCAUUCGAGACUGGCCUUCAAGCAUUCCUGACUUCGAACGAUGAUUAUGCUACUGUAUUCUCCAUUCCAAGUGCUGGCAUCUCUGGCUUGAAUAAAAUCAGUGCACUUUA